UUGAGCUCACCCCCAACACAUGCUACAUCCCGCUUGAAAGGGGCACAUUACGCUAUCGAUGCGUGGAGCUUGUAAUCAAGUGCCCUGUGACCAGUGUGCUCUCAAUCUAUGCGGAGGUUAUUUUUGGAAGAUUGUCACACAGUUGAGCGGAAGUUGUCCACCUUAGCUACUAAGAAGGGGAGAUAAUUAAACUGAAAAAGGGAAAUAACUCUCCAAGAAUAUAUUCUGUAAAAUGAUGGAUCACUGAUACUCCAGAAAUGGACAUUUCUCCAACUGUGCGUUCACAAGAAUAUCAAGAUGGUGCAGAUCUGCACUUUCCCGACUUGAAGGAUGAAGAGUGUCAAGGCUCUUCCAUGGGUUUCCAUGAGAACUAUGCCAGAUUAAAAUAUGUUCCCUUGUCUUGGAAGAAGUCAGACUGAACACAAAUCUGGUUCUGUUGGAUUGAUGAUGAAUGGAACAGAUGGAUGUAAAACCAAAUGUAGACAAGCAUUCAGUAUCAGAAAUGGACAGUAGUACACUACAACCUGGGAAUUGUGAUAACCAGAAAUGUGUAUCGAAUACUUACAACAGGAAUGUAAACUUUCAACGAUCACAAAAUGUGGUCAUUAGUCAGACCUCUGAAUUAUCAGAACAUAAUAAACCAAUCUUUUCUGGUGGCAGUGAUCCCAUCAUAUCAAAAGGGCAAGAUGAUUCUGUGAUUAUGCAGAAUUCAUCAAGUUUGUUGUCUUGUGUUCCUAAUUUUGACCUCUUGGGAGACUCAGAUGAAGAGGAAGAGUCAGAUGGAGAGGAAGAAAGGGAAAGUUUUGAAAUUGAAAGUGAUGAUGGAGAGAACAAUAAUCAAAUCGUUUCUGGCGAUGGUGAACAACUGAUAGCACGUGGAGUUAACAGAGACCUCAGACCUGCCACCUCUGUCCCCAGUUUUGUCAACGGUGUCUCUAGAUUCAGCUUGAAUCGAGAGUUGUCGAGGAUUACACUACCUGGAGAUGACUUCACCAUAGGUUCUACUGCCCCAAGGGAGCAUUUCAGCACAGACUUACAAGAGGAUAGUGUCCCACUAUAUCAGCCACCUCAAAAGGUCUUCCAUGAUGUCAAGCCGGGAACCAUGAAGGAGUUAGAAGAGUUUGUUACCAAGAAAGUGUACCGAGCUACACCUAACACAGGGCUGCUAGUUAGUGAGAAACUCACUCCAGUAAAUAUCAGGGGUGAAUGGUAUUACAGAGAAAAAGAAGAAUACAGGAUACUUGAAGGAAUACAGCAUGCUAGUGUUUGUUUAUGUGAAGACCGUCAGUCUCACCAGAAGUUUGUACGGAAACUGCAGAAACGUGUCAAGUUUGAGGGUCAGAAGAAAUCUGUAUUAGUUCCUUUAUUGCACCAUGACAGUCCUCACAUAAUGGACAUCUAUGGACUCAUUGUCCUCCAGGAGGAAAUCCAUGUAUUCAUGGAAUAUUGUGAAGGUGGGCAUUUGGAACACAACGCACAUUAUUCUGUCAGUGAAGCUGCACAUGCUCUUCGUCAACUGCUACAGAGUCUGUCUUACAUUCAUAGCAGGGGGCUCGUUCAUGGCGACAUCAAGCCUGAAAAUAUCUGCCUCCGAAUACCAAAAGAUCUGACAUCUCUUUGCCUGAUUGACUUUGAGUUUGUCCGAACUCGGGAAUCUCCACCCCAGUUUAAAGGUUACACAUCUCAGUUUUUGCCUCCUUGGUGGGAAGCAAUAAAAAAAGAGGAGAAGUUCUCUCCCUUCUUGGUAACUAUGGACCUAUGGGCGACGGCAUGUGUGGCCAUUUGUCUGCUGACUGGCAAGAGGCCCUGGUCAAGUCAAGUUAAAGAUUAUAAGAAACAGUGUCAAAAAUGUCCACCCAACAGGAGAUGUUCUUGCAGCAGUGUAUUGAGGCAAAUCAUGAAUCAUAUCCGUUCUAAUGGCCAUACUAUUUUAAACCUGCUAGACACCAACAAACUCACUGAAACAGUAGAGGGGACGUUACUCUUAAUGACCUUGACCUUCCUGACCCAGCAGCACCAAGGUGACAGAGACAUCUGCAAAGCUGAGCAGGCCUUAAAGAUACUCAAUGGGGAGGAUGAGGUGGUGGAGAAAGUGGAGGUUGAGAUUCAGUACAAAGGCAGGCCGGUGUACAGGAGACAGGUGGAGCGAGGUACAUCUGUAGGACAGGUGCUCCAGAUGCAGGAUGUACAACAAAAGUUGAAAGAUCAUCCCAAACUGAAGGAAUGGACCUUGGCUCGGCCUCCAUCCGACCACUCCAUCAACAGCAAAUGCAUCAUCACAGUACAGAAGGGGGAUUCUACAUUCAAGAAGCUGAUGGACAAACUGCACUUCCUGGGAUAGAAUACAUAUUUGUCAUGGUGACACAAAGAGCUGUUCCAUCACAUAAUUUUUGUUUGUUGUUGUUUAACGCCACACUCAGGAAUAUUAAAGCUAUAUGAUGGCAGUCUGUAAAUAAUUAAUUCUGGACCAGACAAUCCAGUGCAUCAUGAGCAUCGAUCUACGCAAUAGGGAUACAACAUGCAUCAAACCAAGUCAGCGAGCCUGGUCACCCGAUCCUGUUAGUUGCCUCUUACAAGCAUGGGAUGCCGAAAACCAAUUCUUACCUGGAUCUUCAUAGGACCCAUCACAUAAUCAUGCAUGUCCGUUGAUGAAUGUUCUUGACAGGUUGAAGAAAGCUGGUCUGCAUUUUACUGACAACUACUAUUCAUAUCAUUCAGGGCAAGUAAAAGAUAACUCCAACUGCCAAUAUUUAAGAGAUAUCACCAAAUCUCAUUAAAAUCAGAUCUUAGUAUUUGCUGUCGCUUAACAAAGAUCUGAGGACAUCCCAUUAAGGGUUGCGUGAGACCGACCUUGCGAAUUUUGACCGACCAAUGGAAGGACUGACAAGAAGUCGACAUUAGCCUAUCAGAAGGUGGCUUUC
This is a messenger RNA of Haliotis rufescens (red abalone), 2921 nucleotides long. RefSeq names its product serine/threonine-protein kinase KIN82-like. Gene Ontology annotation, cellular component: nucleus; cytoplasm. The coding region runs from base 452 to 2341 and encodes 629 amino acids. Gene Ontology annotation, molecular function: calcium-dependent protein serine/threonine kinase activity; ATP binding; calcium/calmodulin-dependent protein kinase activity. Gene Ontology annotation, biological process: protein autophosphorylation; intracellular signal transduction; peptidyl-serine phosphorylation. The transcript is spliced from 11 exons. The record is from RefSeq and is a predicted model, not a curated record. NCBI's taxonomy places the organism in Eukaryota, Metazoa, Mollusca, Gastropoda, Lepetellida, Haliotidae.